CAAGAUGGCGGCGCCCGUGCUGAGACCCCUGGGCCGCGUUCGGCCGCCGGGGGUCUGGCUACGAGGGUCGCGUGCGGUGCGGCCGGGCGCGCGGGGGCUGCUGGCGGCCCCGAGGGCCCGCGGCCUGUUCAAGGAGUUCUUCCCCGAGAGCGGCACGAAGACAGAGCUCCCGGAACUCUUCGACCGCCGCAGGGCGGGCUCGGCCCCGCAGACGGUGUACUGCGGCUUCGACCCCACGGGCGACUCGCUGCACGUGGGUCACCUGCUGACGCUCUUGGGGCUCUUCCACUUCCAGCGGGCCGGCCACAACGUGAUCGCGCUCGUGGGCGGCUCCACGGCUCUGCUGGGGGACCCCAGCGGCCGGAGCAAGGGGCGCGAGGCGCUGAGCGCCGAGUGCGUGCGGGCCAACGCCACCGCCCUGCGGCGAGGGCUCGAGGCCCUGGCGGCCAACCACGCGCGCCUCUUCGCGGACGGCCGGCCCUGGGGCUCUUUCACGGUGCUCGACAACGCCGCCUGGCUCCAGAAGCAGCACCUAGUGGAUUUCCUGGCCACGGUGGGCGGCCACUUCCGCAUGGGCACUCUGCUGAGCCGGCUGAGCGUGCAGUCGCGUCUCAAGAGCCCCGAGGGCAUGAGCUUGGCCGAGUUCUUUUACCAGGUGCUCCAGGCCUAUGACUUCUACUACCUUUUCCAGCACUACGGAUGCCGGGUCCAACUGGGCGGAUCGGAUCAGUUGGGCAACAUCGUGUCUGGCUACGAGUUCAUCCACAAGUUGACUGGAGAAGAUGUGUUCGGAAUCACUGUACCUUUAAUUACAAGUACAACUGGAGCAAAGCUGGGAAAGUCUGCUGGCAACGCAGUUUGGCUAAACAGAGAGAAAACAUCACCGUUUGAACUUUAUCAGUUCUUUGUCAGACAGCAAGAUGAGUCUGUAGAAAGGUACCUGAAGCUUUUCACUUUCCUUCCCCUCCCAGAGAUCGAUCACAUUAUGCAGCUACAUGUCAAAGAACCAGAAAAGCGAGUUGCUCAGAAACGACUUGCUGCAGAAGUAACAAAGCUUGUUCACGGACAAGAAGGUCUGGACUCUGCUAAAAGGUGUACACAAGCCCUUUACCAUAGCAGCAUAGAGGCACUGGAGGUCAUGUCUGACCAAGAGUUAAAAGAAUUGUUUAAAGAAGCUUCAUUUUCUGAAUUAGUUCUUGACCCUGGAACGAGUGUCAUAGACACGUGCCGUAAAGCAAAUGCCAUUCCUGAUGGCCCUCGAGGGUAUCGGAUGAUAACAGAAGGUGGAGUCAGUAUAAAUCACAGACAGGUGGUGGUUAACAAGGAGAUCCACAGUGGCCAAGAUGCAGAGAAUAAGACAUUGUACAAUGUUUCGCCCUAAGUGGAGCACCUAUAUCUCCUCCCAAGAAUAAAGGACCAUUGCAGAAGAGAUGUGGAUACAAAGAAACAAUUUUGGACACAGUAGUGCAGCUGCAAAUAUGAACUCGGCAGUUGUGACAGCAUGCACAAGACUGGUGCAAGCUUAAUCCUGACCACAAUUCAGUGUGAGUAGAGAGAGGUGUGGGAUACAAAGUCUCAUGGCUAGCAGAGGAGCUAGUGGCAAUUCUCAGCUGCUGGGAGAGGGUCAGAGCAUAGCUGCCGACAGUUUAGCCAAGCUCUAGUAGAAGGCCAUACACCCAGGAAUAUCAAGCAACACAAAUUGGCCUUGACUGGGGAAGGAAAAAACAAACACAAAUUUGGGUGAAAAAGGGAGGGAGCAUAAAAACAAAAA
Molecule: messenger RNA, 1771 nt
Organism: Mus pahari (shrew mouse)
Lineage: Eukaryota; Metazoa; Chordata; Mammalia; Rodentia; Muridae
Gene: Yars2
Product: tyrosyl-tRNA synthetase 2
Exons: 6
Coding region: 5-1381 (458 amino acids)
Biological process (GO): tyrosyl-tRNA aminoacylation
Cellular component (GO): cytosol; mitochondrion
Molecular function (GO): tyrosine-tRNA ligase activity; RNA binding; ATP binding
Source: RefSeq, a predicted model, not a curated record